AUGGCCAUAUUAGAAAAGGAAAACAAAUUUGUCCAUAGAAAAGUGGAUGAGAGAAAGGACAAAAGAAGGCCGGUGCCCUUGGAUUAUGAUUCCAUACAAAAAACAAUAGAGUCAACAAUGGACUCAGAGAUAGUGGAAGAGCCCGGAAUAUCUUUGAAAAUACCCGAGGCUGUCCAGUCUUGCGUCUCAGACGGGUCUCCCUUCACCUUCAAAGAUACCAAGAGUAUGGACGAUGGCCUGGAGAGUAACUAUCAGUGCUGCGGUGAGUCUCUCCCCACACUGCACGAUUUGGUCUCGCACUACGAGAGAUCGCACUACAAGUUUAUAUCAACCGAUAAGAAAAAAGAUGGUCUGCAGCACGUGAAAUGGCACGGGGGCGACUCACACAAUGAGAUAGUGCAGGUUCCAACGGUGGUUUUCAACGACAGCUCGAUGACGUACGACUACUUCAAGCCAACUGCCUUCUACAAUACGAUACUCCAGUCGGAGUCGCUUUCUCUGGGGGUUUUGCUUCCUCCGGUCGUGGUCCGAGACUUCGACAUGGACGCGGAGGUUGAGCUUAUAGGAGAGUCGCACUACGAGGACGAAGACAAAAAGCGGCCUUUCAAGUGCACCCAUGCCGGAUGUAAUAAGAAGUACACGUCAGCAUACGGGCUGAAGUACCACAUGAGCAAGGGGCAUACCGGGGGCGGAAUGGAGAGCGAGAAACCGUACGCCUGUGAUGUGCCAGGCUGUGGGAAGAGAUACAAAAAUGCAAACGGCCUGAAGUAUCACUUUAAUAAUGGGCACUAG
Messenger RNA from Nematocida major, 792 nucleotides. RefSeq lists its product as uncharacterized. Gene Ontology annotation, cellular component: nucleus. Bases 1 to 792 code for a protein of 263 amino acids. The transcript has a single exon. The record is from RefSeq and is a predicted model, not a curated record. NCBI's taxonomy places the organism in Eukaryota, Fungi, Microsporidia.